UAACGUAUAUCAAAACAAAAAUAUUUGCGCUAAACAAUCAACAAAGUGAUAUAGAGCAGGUCAAGCAAGACAGCAUAGUUAAAGCCUCUUAACAAAGCAAGUGCAGUUAUUGUUCUACCUUUAAACAUGUUACGUUGGGGCAUUGCAUCCGCCGGUAAAAUCAGCGAGGAUUUUGUUAUAGCGCUUGGCACGCUGCCCGCUACGGAGCACCAAGUGGUUGCAGUUGCUGCACGCGCGCUGGACAGAGCACAAGAGUUUGCCAAGAAGCAUGAGAUACCAAAUGCUCUGGGUAGCUAUGAGGAGCUGGCAAAGCGUCAGGAUGUGGAUGUGGUCUACAUAGGCACACUGAAUCCACAGCACUAUGAAGUGUCGCUGCUGAUGCUGAACAAUGGCAAACAUGUGCUCUGCGAGAAGCCGCUGGCUAUGAACAGAAAGCAAGUACAGGGCAUGGUGGCUACUGCCAAGGCCAACAAACGUUUCUUUAUGGAAGCUGUCUGGUCGCGCUUCUUUCCCUCCUAUGCGCAUGUCAAGCAGCUCAUCGAUGAAGGCAAGCUGGGUGAAGUGCAGGAAGUGGUGGUUAACUUUGGUUUUCCGCUGACACAAGUGGACCGACUGCAAAAACGUGAGCUGGGCGGCGGUGUGGUCUAUGAUCUGGGCAUAUAUACCAUACAAGUAUCCCAAUGGGCUUUUCAGCAACGCCCUGUUAAGAUUGAAGCCACCGGUCUGACCAAUGCCGAGGGCAUAGAUGAUGAUGUUUGCGUUACUCUCAGCUACAGUGGUGAGCGCAAGGCCAAAAUGCGUUUCUCUGCGCGUGAGAAACUGGACAACUUGGCUGUCAUCAAGGGCAGCAAAGGUCAAGUGACGCUCGUUGAUUUCUGGACGCCCAACAAGCUUAUAGACAUUGAUGGCCAAGAGCGCGAAUGGCUGCCACCCAAAGGCAAACAUGCCACCAACUAUGCCAAUUCGGAGGGCAUGCGCUAUGAGGCGGAGGCAGUGCGUCAGGCCAUCAUUGCUGGUCAAAUGGAACAUCCCUUUGUUAGCCAUGCGGAUAGCUUGCUCUUUGCCGAAAUUGAGGACACUGUGCGCAAACAAAUUGGCGUACUUAACCAAUACGAUGAUAAUGAUAUUAAACUUUUAACAUUUUUCUAAUGUCAUUCAA
Drosophila busckii is the source of this 1159-nucleotide messenger RNA. Its product is annotated as trans-1,2-dihydrobenzene-1,2-diol dehydrogenase. Gene Ontology annotation, molecular function: nucleotide binding. Bases 127 to 1149 code for a protein of 340 amino acids. The transcript is spliced from 5 exons. Lineage: Eukaryota; Metazoa; Arthropoda; Insecta; Diptera; Drosophilidae. The record is from RefSeq and is a predicted model, not a curated record.